UUGGUCAAGUUGAAGGCAGCACUCAAAUAUCAGAAGAGGCCAGAACACAAUCUGAAAGGAGCAGACAGAGAGAAGCACAGAGAAAAUUUAAAAGAGAAACUUCUGAAAUCUUAAGCCAAUAGACUGCAUCAAGAUGUGGAAAAAGGCGAAAAUUUCAGAUCCAACUGCUGCCGGGCAAGGCGGACUGGAAAUCCUACCUCCCAAGAGACAAGGCAUCAAAAGGAGAUCUAAGGUCCCUGGUGUUAUGAUUACACAGUACGUUGAGGAACUUCCUGAGGGGAAGACUACUCCUGACUUCACACGUAAACCCAUCGCUUUAACCAUUCAAGAAGGAAAGCUAGCAAUUUUUAAAGCCAAAGUGAUUGGAGACCCGACGCCUACUGUAACAUGGCGUAGAGCCAAAGGAGAAAUGAAUGAUCCUCAAAAGUUUCAGAUCAAAUAUGACCCUGCAACUAAUGAGCAUACUUUGGAGAUACCCAAAGUAAGAGGCGAUGAAACUGAUACUUACAAAUGCUAUGCCUCAAAUGAGUAUGGAAAGGCUGUUUGCACUGUUGUCCUAAAUGUCAUUGAAGUUGGAUUCAAAAAGGACAAAGAACUGCAAAAAGCUAAAGGUGCUGUAGCAGAUGACCCAAAAGAAUUUAGAAAAAAGCUCAGGAGAAGUGCUGGCAAAAAAGAGGAGAAAAAGGAAGGUGACAUCGACGAGGCAGUAUGGGAUCUGUUGCUGAGUGCUGACAAGAAAGACUAUGAACGUAUCUGUGCUGAGUAUGGUAUCACCAAUUUCCGUGGCAUGCUGAAGAAACUGGUCGAGAUGAAGAAGGAAAGAGAAGAGGAGCAGGCACAGUUCAUCCAACAUAUCAGCAAUCUGAAACCUAUUGAGGUGAAAGCUGAGGAUGCUGCAACCUUUGAAAUGGAAUUGGAGCUCAAAGACCCCAACAGUCGCAUUUUUCUCUACAAGGAUGGUGUCAUGAUUCCAUACAGCAAAGAUGCUGAUUUAGAAAUGAAGCACUGUCUGAAACAAGUCGGCAAAAAGUAUGUCUUUACAGUUAAAAAUCUUAGUCCUGAUGAUGCUGGAAUUUACCAAGUGGAUGUUGAGGGUGUCAAUAUCUUUUCCACAGAUUUCAAGAUUCCCCCAGUGGACUUUGCACUAAAGAUUAAGGAGGUGAAGGCCCAGGAGAGAGAGGACGCCAUCUUUGAGUGUGUUUUAACUCAGCCCAUUAAUGAGAUUAUCUGGACCCUAAAGAACACUCCGCUCACUAACAAUGAGAAAUAUGAGAUUACUUCUUCAGAGGAUAAACUGGUCCACCGGCUGAAAAUCAUUGAUUGUAUGCCAGUAGAUGCAGGAAUUUAUGCUGCUCUUGCCGGCAUUAAGUCUUGCAGUGCUUGGCUGAUUGUAGAAGCUGACAAUGAUCCUGCCUCAAAGGGCAAGAAGAAGGCUCGUAAAACCACACAGGCUGGUGGUGGUGGUGAUCUAGAGAAGAUUGCUGCAGAGCAGGCAGAGAAGCACAAGAAGGAGAUGGCAGAAGCACUAGAGGCUGCUAAGAAGCUCCAGGCUGAACGAGAAGCAGCGGAGGCUGAAGCCAGAGCAAGAGCUGCAGCCGAAGCCGAAGCAGCAAGAGCGGCAGCUCAGAUGGCUGCAGCUCAGAUGGCUGCAGCUGCAGCGGCCGCAGCUGCUGCUAAAGCUGCAGAGGAUGCUCUUGCAGCAGCAAAAGCCAAAGGCAUUACCGAGGCAGAAGCUAAAGCUGCAGCGGCCGCAGCUGCUGCUAAAGCUGCAGAGGAUGCUCUUGCAGCAGCAAAAGCCAAAGGCAUUACCGAGGCAGAAGCUAAAGCUGCAGCAGAGGCAGCAGCACAGGCUGCAGCAGCAAAAGCCAAAGCAGAUGCUGAGGAGGUGGCCAGGAAGCAGGCAGAACUUAAGGCCAUAAGUGACGGCCUGAGUGCCGAGCAAGCUGCAGCAGCAGGCGCUGCAGCAGCUGCUGCACUGGUUGUUCAAGCAGCUGCUGCAGCAGCAGGUCUUGUGAGUAGUGGAGCUGGAGGUGAUGGUGCAGCAGAUGUAGGAGCGGUGUGGGCUGUAGUAGCUACUGGUGAGGGAGGAGCUGGAGGAGGCACAGGGGCUGAAGGAGCUUCAGGAGCUGGAGGAGCCAAUGGGGCUGGUGGAGCUGGAGGAGCCAAUGGGACCGUAGGAGCUGGAGGGGCUGGAGGAGCAGGAGGUGCAGGAGCUGCAAGAGCUGAUGGUUCGGGAGGAAGCGGUGGAGAUGCAGGAGGUGAAGAUGGAGACAAGAAACGUCAGAGAGAAGGACCUCUUGUGCCUGAGACUGUCAUAGGAAACUCAAACACACCCAGCACAGUUCCAGAUGUGAGCAGUGAGCAUUGUAAGCAGGAAGGGGAAGCUGUGGGCCGUACUCGUGUGAGGCAAGGUCCUCUGAUACCCGACACAGUGAUUGAUCCUGGGGUUCACUUUUCUGCUGGCCUGGAGGACUGCAAAGCUAUUGUGGGAGAGGCCGCUGAACUGGUCUGCAAACUUAGCAAGGCUGACUGUGAAGGUGUCUGGUCGAAAGAUGGCAAUGAGAUUACUGCCUCCACUGAGGGUAUGACAAUGACCAAAGACGGAGCUGUUCAUAAACUGAAAAUUGACAAAGCCACUGAAGAAUUUGCCGGAAAAUAUAGAUUUGAGGCUGAUGGCCGUAAAACCGAAUGUGUGAUUGUUGUUGAAGAUCCACCAAGAUUGGAUGCCAAAGAUGUUGAAGAAUUUGCUAAACCUGUUGUGAUCAAACACAAUCACAAAGCCACCUUCAAAAUGCCAUAUAUUGGCCGUGAGCCAUGCAAAGUUCAGUGGUACAAAGAUGGUGAGGAGCUUAUGUCAGACACUAACUGCAAGAUUGAGAUUUCAGAGGGUGAAAGCUGUCUGCUUCUCAACAAAUUACAGCGUAAAGACAACGGGGAGAUAAAAAUCAAAAUAAAAAAUGAGUUUGGCACCGCUGAAGCCCUUUCUAACUUAGUUGUACUUGAUAAACCAACCCCUCCACUUGGACCUCUGGAGAUUGUUGAAGCAUCUUCCAACUGUAUUGAGAUCAAGUGGAGACCACCAAAAGAUGAUGGUGGUUGCCCCAUUAAACAUUACGUACUCGAGCGCAAUCAAAUUGGACGCAACACGUGGAAGAAGAUUGGCCAGAUCCCAGGAGAACCCUACUACAAAGACUCUGAUGUUGACCAUGGCAGGAGAUACUGCUACCGUAUCAGGGCCCAGACUGAAGAGGGUAUCAGUGAAUUGAUGGAGACUGAGGAUGUUCAGGCUGGCACUAAAGCAUAUCCUGGUCAGCCAUCUGUUCCUAAAGUAGUCAGUGCCUUCAAGGACUGCAUUAACUUGACAUGGACUCCACCAGCCAACACUGGAGGAACCAAUAUUUUGGGUUAUAAUUUGGAGAAACGCAAGAAGGGCAGCAACUUGUGGGGCCUAGUCAAUCCACCAGAGGAACCAAUCAAAACAAAGAAAUAUGCUGUAAAAGAUGUAGUUGAGGGAAUGGAAUACGAGUUCCGUGUGUCGGCCAUUAACAUAUCUGGAGCUGGUGAACCCAGUACACCCUCCGAAUUCGUGUUUGCAAGGGAUCCAAAAAAACCCCCUGGUAAAGUCAAAGACCUCAAAGUGACAGAUUCCACCUACACUAACUUGUCCUUGUCUUGGACUAAACCAAAAGAAGAGCCAGGUAUUCAAGACGAUGCCAAGGGAUACUUUGUUGAUGUCCGGCCAGCUGAGAACACAGAAUGGGAUCGAUGCAACACAAAUGCUAUCAUCAUGACCACCUACACUGUAAAGGGAAUGAAAUCAAUGGGCAUGUAUUGGGUUAGAGUGAUCGCCGUCAAUGAAGGUGGAGAGGGUGAGCCACAAGAGCUGGAUAACUAUGUCUUGGCUAUGCCUCCUCCAGUGAGACCAAGAUUCACAGAUGCUAAAAUAAAGAGCUUUAUGGUGGUAAGAGCUGGAAAUUCUGCACGAUUCAACAUCAACUUUGAGGCUUCCCCAUGGCCUGAUGUCAUCUGGCUUAAAGAUGGUAUCCCUGUCUCCAAACGUGCCACUAUCAGCAAUGCUGAAGGAGGAUCUCAGAUUCUGAUCCCAUCUGCAGAGCGUUCAGAUUCAGGCAUCUAUACAAUCAUAGUCAAGAACGUUGUGGGUCAAGAGACCUUUAGUAUUGAGAUUAGAGUAACAGAUGAGCCAAAGCCCCCAGGUCCCGUGGAGUUGGAUGAGAAUGUGCCGGGCACUGUGACAGUUUCCUGGGAACCAUCCCCAGAUGAGAAACGUGAUGAUCGCUUGCAUUACAUGGUGACCAAGAGAGACUCCAGCAAGAGAACUUGGCACACAGUAGGAGACCGCAUCUUCAACAACCGCUUCACAGUCUGUAACAUCAUGCCAGGGAGAGAAUACCAGUUCCGCGUCUACUCCAAAAACGACAUUGGCUUGUCUGCCCCCUCCGAGUCGACAAAGUGGCUAAUCAUAUGCAAGAAAGAAAAAAUCACAUUGACCAUCCCUGAGUCGAAGACCUGCAACUUGGAGAGGCCUCCAAAAUUUAUGGUCCCACUGAAAAUCCAUUCAGCACCGCAAGGAUAUGAAUGCUACAUGAGCUGUGCAGUGACGGGUGAUCCCACACCCCAUGUUACCUGGUGCCGUGACAAUGUCAGUCUCAACACCAACACCAACUACCACAUCACUAACACCUGUGGAGUGUGCUCCAUGCUUAUUCUCAGGGUUGGACCCAAAGACACGGGAGAGUACAAAAUCAUUGCCGAGAACCCAUUAGGAAGAGCAGAGUGCUCCACCAUUCUCACAGUCAGAGAAUAAAACUAUGAAAUCAUGCGGUUAUCAAACCAUACUCCUUGCAAGUCAUUAUUUUGUUGGUUUUUGUGGAUCCUGUCUCUUUGUAGAAGUACAGCACUGAGUAAUUUUGGGAAAAGUUAUGUGGCAUGUGGAAAUGUUCUAGACUGUGUGGCUUUAUCUGACAAAUUCAGAUGGAUGACAAAAAUCAAAUGCAUGUGAAAGAUUGUAUAUUGUCUUACUGUAAUAAAUUGCAUGAAAACCUGACAGUCUUCUUUUACAUUAGUAACAAAACAUCUCUGUAAGUUGGUGCUAUGUUGGCUAAUGCUUAAUAUGAUGUGUUAACCUAGAAAUGUUUGUCAGUGACUUUGAAAUUAGUUCAGGUUUUUGGAGGUUUUAUUGUUGUUGUAUGAAAUUUUAUUUUUUGCUUUUUGUUCUUCUGGAAGUAUGUACCUUUCACAAAUGCAAUUACACUAUAUUAUGAUUAAGGAAUAAAAUAAGUGUAAAAAGUUUGUUGAUCUCACAUCUAUUUUCUUAGUUUUGCUUGUAUUGAAAGCUAAGAAACAAUUAAGAUAAAGAGUUUUAAGAUC
This is a messenger RNA of Myxocyprinus asiaticus (Chinese sucker), 5388 nucleotides long. Its product is annotated as immunoglobulin-like and fibronectin type III domain-containing protein 1. The coding region runs from base 134 to 4825 and encodes 1563 amino acids. Gene Ontology annotation, molecular function: protein binding. The record is from RefSeq and is a predicted model, not a curated record. The transcript has 26 exons. Lineage: Eukaryota; Metazoa; Chordata; Actinopteri; Cypriniformes; Catostomidae.